ACUUAUUGUGUAUAUUGAUAAUUUGUAAUAAGCUAAUAUAAUGUAUACAUUGCAUGUUACAAUGUUGGAGUAUACGUAGAUUUUGCUAUACAGGAUUUCUUUUCUACAAGAAUCUUCAGAGUGCACACCUUCAGAAAGCGGAAUUCAAUAUUUAGAAGGUUGAUUUUUAAUAAGUAAUGGCUUUAGGUGGACAGUUUUUAUUGUUAAUGUGGAAGAACUGGACGUUACAAAAACGUAAAAUAUGUGUUACAGUUUUUGAGAUAUUGUUACCUUUAUUUUUUGGAACAAUCUUGGUACUUAUACGCCUUCUUGUUGAUCCAACCGACUAUCCACAAGAUACAAUAUGGUCGAAUUCAAACUUCACUUCAAGUGGCUUAAGUAAAAUUGUUUACACCAGAGGAGAAAUUUUGUUUGCUCCAAAUGAUACUGCAAUCAGAAAAACAAUGACAAUGGUCGGACACUCACUCACAGCACAGAACACCAAUCUAACAAAAUUUGUUAAAGGUUUUGACAAUGAAAAAGCAUUACUCGACUAUCAUAACCUGUACCCGAAAAGGGUUUGGGGAGCUGUAGUGUUUGAUAGCAAGCAACCGUAUACUACUAGCCUUCCUAAAAAUGUGGUUUACGAUCUUCGAGUUUCUCCAGUACAACCAAGUGAUAAAUGGCGGACAAGAUUAACAUACCCCUUUGCACAGACAACUAGUCCUAGAAAUAAGGAUGCCGAUGGCGGACCACCUGGGUAUGUCGAAACAGGAUUUCUACUCCUACAAUUUGAAGUUGACAAAGCUAUCAUCAAACUGAAAUCCAACCAAUCAAAUUUGUUUGAUGACGUCAUCAUGCAUGUAAAGAAGAUGCCAUACCCUCCUUAUGUGGAAGAUCCACUGUUGACCGCCAUCCAAAGUAACUUACCUCUGUUUUUGAUGCUUGGUUUCAUUUUAUAUGUUAUACAACUAACCAAGAACAUCGUAUUUGAAAAAGAACGAAAGCUUAAGGAAUCCAUGAAGAUGAUGGGGUUAAGCCCAAUUGUAUACUGGUUAUCGUGGUUUGUUACAGCGUUGAUCUACUUAGUGAUAGCCUGUCUGAUAUUUACUGUAUUGCUGUCAGUAAGGGCCGGAUCACAUGGAAGCGUCCUCCCCAAUUCUGAUCCAACACUGAUGUUUUUCUUCUUCCUCUGCUUUGCAAUGUCUGUUAUUGGCUUGUCUUUCAUGAUCAGCACAUUCUUUAGUAAAGCAAACACGGGACUCUUUGCUGGAGGGAUGAUAUACUUUUUGACCUACUUCCCUUACUUUUUCCUAAAUAAUGAUGAUCAAUAUGGAGCUAUGACACUUGCACAGAAAGUUAUGGCGUGUCUCCUUGGUAAUGUUGCCAUGGCAUUUGGAGUCAAAACUGUUGCAGCGUAUGAAGGCACAGGUGAAGGUGCCCAGUGGUCAAACUUUUACAAACCACCUACAGUUGAUAGUGAUUUUACAUUACUGACAGCCAUAAUCAUGCUACUAUGUGAUACUCUUCUAUAUCUGCUGAUCACAUGGUAUGUUGAUGCUGUUAUGCCUGGCGAAUAUGGAGUUGCAGAACCUUUUUAUUUUCCAUUCACUAAAAACUAUUGGUGUGGAUCAAAGAAAAAGGCGAUGUAUGAAAGAGAGCAUUCAGUAAUUGGUCUAGAUCCAGCAUACUUUGAGGCUGAACCUUCAGACAAGAAAGCUGGAAUAGCAAUACAGCAUUUAAGAAAGGUUUAUGGAAAUGGUAAAAAGAAGAAAAUUGCUGUAAGAGAUACGACACUAAACAUGUAUGAAGGAAAUAUAACUGCACUUUUAGGUCAUAAUGGAGCUGGUAAAACAACGACUAUGUCUAUGUUAACUGGAUUUAUUGAACCUACCAGUGGCACCGCUCAAGUAAACGGAUAUGAUAUAAGAAAAGACAUAACAAGUGUUAGAAAAAGCAUUGGUCUCUGUCCACAGCACAAUAUCCUGUUUGAAACAAUGACAAUUGAAGAGCACUUAAGAUUCUUUGCGAAGUUAAAAGGCUGUCCAUCUAAAGAUAUCAACAAGGAAGUAAAUGAAAUGAUAUCUGUUCUUGGAAUAGAAUCCAAGAGAAAUAAGUUUUCCAGUACCUUGUCUGGAGGACAGAAACGGAAGUUGUCUGUUGGAAUUGCCCUUAUUGCAGGAUCGAAGACAGUUAUAUUGGAUGAACCGACUUCAGGGAUGGACCCAGCAGCCAGAAGGCAAACUUGGGAUAUACUGCAGAAGUUUAGAGAAGGCAGAACAAUUGUCUUGUCAACACAUUUCAUGGACGAAGCUGAUCUUUUGGGUGACAGAAUUGCCAUUAUGGCAGAAGGGGUUGUGAAAUGUUGUGGAACAUCUUAUUUUUUGAAAAAGACAUACGGUGCUGGAUAUCAUCUUGUUAUGGUCAAGGACAAAUCAUGUAAUGUUGCCAAUGUAACAAACGUAGUAAAGUCUCAUGUGUCUACAGCAUCAUUAGAGAGUGAAAUCAGUGCUGAACUGUCAUACCUGUUACCUUUUGAUAAAUCAGAAUUCUUUGAAAAAUUACUGUUGGAAAUUGAGGCCAAGAGUUCAGAACUUGGUAUUGCAAGCUUUGGGACAACAGCAACUACAAUGGAAGAAGUUUUCUUGAAGGUUGGAGAGUCGGCAGAGGAGGAGGAAGACAGUCCAGAUAAAAAUAAGUUGGAUAAUUUUGAAAAUCCUGCAUACACAGUUGAUAACAAAUCAGAGAAAAAUGGUUUCAGUUCUGGGGCAGAAAAUGUUUAUGUCAAUUCAGUCGGAAUGACACAAACAGCAAAUGGUCAAUUCGUUUCAUUUAACAAAGACGUAAAGAAAAACUAUGGAAUUCACUUAAUGGUACAACAAUUUUAUGGAAUGUUUGUGAAGAAAAUAAUUCAUACGAUACGAAAUCGUGUAGUGACAGGCGUUCAGUUGAUUGUUCCUGUAAUUUUUACAAUCAUGGCAUUGUCAAUUGAACUCUCUGUACCGAAAGUCACUGAUGAACCUGUCUUGACUAUGAACUUGGUCCCUUUUGGAAAUGGGUUAACAGAGCUUUAUUCCUUUGGUGCAAGUCCAACCAAUUUUACAAUAGGUGUAGCUACCAAGUACAAUAAUCUUCUGAGUUCUCGAGGGGACUAUCCAAUUAAUAGUACAAAUAAUGGUCCUUUCGAUAACGCUACUCUUAGUAAAGCAAAAACAGUCGGUAUCGCUACUUUUAAUAAGAAAUAUAUAAUUGGUUUAGAUAUGCAACAAGGUGUGCAGGGUGGGAACCCCGUAACAGAAAUGACUGUUUAUUUUAACGGCCAGCCAUUUCACGGUCCAUCUAUAGCAAUGGCGUAUACCAUGAAUGCAAUUUUGAAGUACGCAAUGUCCAAUAAUGAUCACUCUAUCACAACUAGAAACUUUCCAUUGCCAAUAUCUCUAUCAGAAAAUAGUCGAGGAAUAUUCUUCUCAACCAUUGGAACAGGAUUUACCGUUGCAUUCACCGUGAUAUUUGGAAUGGCGUUCUUGAUCGGAAGCUUCGUUAUCUUCUUAAUCAAAGAACGAGCCAGUGGCGCUAAACACUUACAAAAAGUCAGCGGGGUUGGAGACGGAGAAUUCUGGUUUUCUAAUUUCUUAUGGGAUUUGAUCAACUAUUUGAUUCCAGUAUUUCUAAUAGUUAUAGUAUUCGCUGCUUUCAACACAGAUGCAUUUGUAAAGGAUCACCGUCUUGGACUCUUGUUUUUAAUGUUUCUGCUGUUCGGCUGGAGUUCUUUGCCUUGUGUGUACGUCAUGCAGUUUCUAUUUAAAACAGCACCAGCUGGAAUGGUUGCUGUUAGCAUGCUGAAUAUUUUAUCAGGUUUAGCAACCUUGAUGGCAGUUUUUGUUUUAAAGAUACCAAGUUUAGAUACUGCUGACGUUGCCGAUGCGCUAGACUGGGUUUUUGCUAUAAUUUUUCCUACCUAUUGCAUGGGAUCUGGUAUAAUGAAUGUCUACACAAAUUAUGGCUAUACAGAAGGAUGCAAAGAAACUCCUAAUUUUCCUGGAAUUUGCGCUAAUGUGCCACAAAACCCAUGUUGUCCAGGAUGUCUAGAAUUUUGCUUUCCGUUUCAUGAAAACUAUUUGGCAUGGGAUUUUCCAGGCGUUGGGAAGUAUGUCUGUUUCAUGAUUAUUCAAGGAUGUUUAUUUUUUCUCAUAUUAUUUCUCGUUGAAUCUGGUAUUCUUCGAAGAAAAUGUUCUUCUGCUAUGAAGAAACAGAAAAUUGCAUCGUCUUAUGCAGAUUUGGGUGAAUCUCGACCAGGAGUUGUUGACGAAGAUAGCGACGUUCGAGCAGAACGAGACCGAAUAAACACAACAGAUGUUAAUUCUAUAAAAACAUCAGAUUCUAUAGUUUUAAAGAAUUUAAAAAAGUAUUACGAUAACUUUUUGGCUGUCGAUGAAAUCUGCGUGAGCGUUGCUCAACAAGAGUGUUUUGGGUUGCUUGGUCAAAAUGGAGCAGGAAAGACAACAACGUUUAAGAUGUUGACUGGAGAUGUAAUUCCGACCUCUGGAAAUGCUUGGUUGGAUUCGCACGACAUCAAACAUGAAAUGAAAACGGUACAGAGAAAUUUGGGAUAUUGUCCGCAAUUUGACGCCUUGAUUGAUCAGAUGAGUGGAAGAGAAACACUAACUAUGUUUGCACGAUUACGUGGUGUCUCUGAGAGUCAGGUUAAAAAUGUGGUCGUUGAUUUAUUGGAUAUCAUGAUGCUGAGACAGUAUGCGGAUAAAGAAUGUGGAACAUACAGUGGUGGUAAUAAAAGAAAGUUAAGCACAGCCAUAGCUCUUAUUGGUGAUCCGCAGUUUAUCUUUCUUGACGAACCAACAACAGGAAUGGACCCUGGUGCCAGACGACAGCUAUGGAAUGUUUUGUCACAAGUCAGAGCUAGUGGAAGAACGUUAGUUCUCACAUCACACAGUAUGGAGGAAUGUGAUGCACUCUGUACCAAGAUAGUUAUUAUGGUAAAUGGAAGAUUCGUAUGUUGUGGCAGCUCACAGCAUUUAAAGAACAAGUUUGGACAAGGUUAUACCCUCAUUUGUAACAUGAAAAAUAGUAUAGAUGGGUCACACGUGUCCACAGAACCACUUAAACAGUUUCUUUGCACGGCAUUUCCUAGUACAAAAAUAUUCGAUGACCAUCAAGGUUAUUGCCAUUUUCAAAUAAUGGACAAAAACGUUUCCCUUGGAAAGGUAUUUGGUGCUAUGGAAAGUACUAAACAGAAGUAUAAUGUUGAGGAUUAUGCCAUUCAUCAAGCAACACUUGAACAAGUGUUCUUGGCAUUCACUCGAAACCAGGUGUCGCCAAAAGAAGAAGUACAGGACGGCAUGUGUAAACAAAUGUGUUGUUGUGUUCUAUGUUGUUGUUCUUAAGCAUAAUACAUUUGUAAAUUGUCAUGAUUUAAGCGUUCUGUGUAAUGUUGGAUCUGAUAUGAUAGUUAUUGUAAAAGCCAUUCAGCCUAAAUUCUGAGGAUGGUUCAUUAACUUUACAUGGGAGUGAUGAAAAUUGUAUUCAUAAAUAUAACCCACAAGUGUGUCCUAUUAAGUGGUUUCAUGUAUCAACAAGAUUUGAUUUUACACAUAAGUUCGUUGCGCACAAUUAUUUUGUCAAGCCUAUCUCAAUUUUUUAUUUAUCCCGACUUCUUUUUUCGAUGCAUAACAAUUUUAUAUAUUAACUACCAUUUACUUUUCCAAUAUUAUCUGUUUGAAAUACAGAUCCACUCUUUAGUAGCAAGAAUAAAUAAACACUCCAUUCCAAGUUCCUUCAGAUACUUAUUGCGUAAACUUCUGUUCUCGAAUGUUUUUUGAGUAUUAUAAUGACAAAUCCAGAGGUCAUUUUGUAAAGUCCUUGAAAGUUUAGCUGGCCUUGUGCGUUCGUCUUUCUAUAUCUUUUGCUGUUCCAUUUCAAACAUCAAAAGUUGGAAUGCUUUUAAAUCGUAUUCUGGCACACCAGUGCUGAUUUUUUUAUAUGCAAUAGCUUCAUAUUGUAAAAAUAAACAAUAUAAUAGUGUGUUUUUUUUUAAUGAUGACGGUUUCUUACUACAAACCGUAUAUUGUGGCUCUUAUAGCCACUUUAGGAAAAUAUGAUUGAGAUAUUGGUCGAAUAGUUACAAGAAAUAUUUUUUAGUGUUUUUUUCUUCAAAAUAUUGAUUAGACUUUCGGUUACCACUGGUAUUCAAAAUGGACCACCGACCAUGUUUAAAAUUUAAUCUAUGGUGAAAACACAUUUCAAAAUCAUCUUUAAUAUUCAUUAUAAGCGAUAUUUCAAAACAUUUGAUUGACUUUUUAAAACCAAAAAGUAAAUUGAUACGUGACAUUUUAUUAUUUAAGGGACAGAAAUAAUAAGUAGUUUAGGUCUAUAAAUCUUGUUAAAGAAAACCGGCCCUUUCCUUCCAUUCAUUUUACUCUAAUAAUGACAUUCAAAUAUUUCAAAUCAUUUGGUUGUCCUGAAACAAAAUUCAUGUUUGACUAAAUGCAUAUUGAAUCUUCACCAUUCAGUUUUAUUGUGCAUUUAUAUUUAAUCUCACUCGAGCUAGUUCUAUUUUAUCCAAGUUCUUCGUUUUGACUUUGAUUAUUUAAGAAAAAUUAAAAAAAUAUGCUAAUGCCAUUUCGAAUUAGAAAAAUCACAAACAAAACUAUCAGUUACCAUCCUUCAUAUAAUCACAAGACAGAUAUCAAUAAUUAUAGUGUGUUUAAUUUUUUUUUUAUCUCAAACUUAAAGCAUUUGAGCAAAACUGCAAAAGAUUUCGACAUUUCUUAUUGUUUAUUUAUUCUUAUUCUUAAGAAAGAUCUAUUGCUUCAAGAUUUCUUUUGUAUGGAAAAAGAUGAGGCUAGAAUAAUUGCAUAAAGUUAUUGCUCAUAUUCAGUCCUCAAAGGUAAAAUUCUAGUACCCCAAACACUUCCUCUUUUUUUUAGCUCCAUGUACAAUAAAGCAUUGUCAAAAUGUAUUAUCAGUUUAGCUUUAUUUCAAGUAUAGUCACACUAUGUAUGUAUUCCAAACCGUUCUGGUACCCCUGUAUCAAUUCAAACAACCAUUCAAAUACGAAUAGAAAAUUUACUUAUUCAGAAGUAGAUAAAACGAAAUCUGUUUUCCUUUUGUUUGAGUUUAAACACAAUGUUAGUCGGUCCAUUGCAAAAGUCAAAUGUUGUUUAUAAAACAAACAAAAAAGAAUGAUGUCUUUCUUAAAUCAGACUUUGUCUGAAAUAAGUUCUUUUUACACAGUACAAAGUGUUUUGCAUAGAAAUUAUGGGUCUUUUUUACACAACUCUGCGAUGGUAAUACUUUUGGUGGUUAAUGUACAUUUUGCACAUAAAACAGGAAGCGAUAUGGUAAAACACCUCACAUAAAACAUUCUAUUAAUAUCAUUGUUAUCAAUAAUAAAAAAUGUGAAUGUUUAUACCGUUAAGAGUGAAACUAUCCAGAUUAUAAAAAGGCAGAAGAUAUCAAAGGGCAUCAACUACUUAGGGUAGAAGUUAUAUUAGAAAAAAAAUACAUUUUUUUGUGUGUGGGGUGCAAAAUUUGGACGUUAUUAAUUCGGGUUUGCCUCAACUCUAUUAUUUUUAUGGGUUUUAUUUGUUUGGCCAGUUGAGGCAGAAAUUAAAUAUUUGAAGUGUGCAUCUGGAAAUUUGAUAUGAUUCGUUUUUCCUUGAUCUUUAUUUGGCAUUACACUUUUACUAUCUGUAAAAUUUCAAAAUUGUUUGGGUUUUUACCUUAUUUCUGAAACUAAAGAAACCAACUUACUUACUACAUCCUAGUAAAAAGGUAAGUUAAUUGUGAUACUAGUACAAACAUGUAUUAGUUCUUUCACAUCCACUAUUUAAUCAUAUUUUUAUUACUUGUAUAUAUGGUUAUUGUUAUAUAAAGAAAGCCUUAAUAUAUGUUAUAUGUUAUAUUUAUUGAUUGUUUUCAUGAACAAAAAAGUCCUACUUUGUUAAAUCUGUUAUAUUCUUAAUAAAUGUAUUUCUUUCUUAA
Molecule: messenger RNA, 7980 nt
Organism: Mytilus californianus (California mussel)
Lineage: Eukaryota; Metazoa; Mollusca; Bivalvia; Mytilida; Mytilidae
Product: phospholipid-transporting ATPase ABCA3-like
Exons: 21
Coding region: 177-5381 (1734 amino acids)
Biological process (GO): lipid transport; transmembrane transport
Cellular component (GO): intracellular membrane-bounded organelle; membrane
Molecular function (GO): ABC-type transporter activity; lipid carrier activity; ATP hydrolysis activity
Source: RefSeq, a predicted model, not a curated record